AUGCCCGAGCCUCGGAAUAUUCAUGAGUUAAAAAGACUGCAAGGGAAGCUAGCUUAUAUUAGGAGAUUCAUUUCGAAUUUAGCUGGGAGGUGUCAACCAUUCAGUCGUCUCAUGAAGAAAGGCGCCCCUUUCAAGUGGGACGAAGCAUAUACUAAUGCCUUCGAGAAUAUCAAGUCAUAUUUAAUGAAGCCUCCAGUUCUAGUAGCCCCUGUACCUGGAAAACCAUUGAUACUGUACAUUUCAGCACAAGAAAGGUCGGUUGGAGCGUUGUUGGCCCAAGAGAAUAGCGAAGGGAAAGAAAAUUCUCUUUACUACUUGAGCAGAAUGAUGACACCUAAUGAGCUGAAUUACGCACCAAUUGAAAAGUUGUGUUUGGCUCUAGUCUUCUGGAUUCAAAAGCUGAAGCACUACUUUCAAGCUCAUAGUGUUAACCUCAUUUCCAGAGCAAAUCCCAUCAAGUUUGUGAUGUCAAAACCAGUCCUCAGUGAUCGACUGGCAAGGUGGUACCUCCAGUUUCAACAAUUUGAGAUUACAUACAUCCCUCAAAAGGCUGUAAAAGGACAGGCAUUGGCAGACUUCCUAGCAGAUCACCCGAUACCUGAUGACUGGGAGCUAACUGAUGAACUUCCCGAUGAAGAUGAAAUGGUCGUUGAAAUUCAGUCUCUGUGGAAAAUGUACUUUGAUGGUGCUGCACAACGUGAUGGAGCUGGUGCUGGUAUGGUCAACGUUGCUGAAUAUCAAGCACUAAUACUUGGACUUGAAAUGGCCGUCGACAUGAAGCAGUUGCAGUUGCAAGUCUUUGGAUGGCUUGGUGAUGUGACUCUUCAGCAUGUUCCUAGGAGAGAAAAUAAGAAAGUCGAUGAUUUAGCUGCUCUAGCUUCAGCGCUUACUCUGCCAGAUCAAACACAAGUGACUAUCUGUCAAAAAUGGGUAGUACCUCCGUCAAAUGAGGAUGAAGGCGCGGAAAGUGAGCUUGAGCAUCUCGUAGCUGUUUCUGAAGCUGCAAAGGAAGACUGGCGACAACCCAUCAUUGACUACUUAAGUUAUAGGAUACUGCCAGAAGACUCAAGAAGAAGAACUGAGAUUCGUCGUCGUGCACCUCGAUUCCUUUACUACAAGGAUACCUUAUAUAGAAGAUCUUUUGAGGGGAUACUCUUGCGAUGUUUGGGGGAGGAUGAAGCAGUCCAAGCUUUGCAAGAAGCACAUUCAGGAGUAUGUGGAUCGCAUCAAUCUGGACCAAAGCUCCACUUCCACAUAAAAAGGAUGGGAUAUUAUUGGCCAACGAUGGUGAAAGAUUGCUUGGACUAUGCUCGAAGAUGCAAGCGUAAAUCUUCUAUGUAUCAUGCUGCCGCCAACGGUUUAGCUGAAGCUUUCAAUAAGACUUUGUGUAACUUGUUGAAGAAGGUUGUCUCCAAGUCCAAAAGGGAUUGGCAUGAACGAAUGGAAGAAGCCUUGUGGGCAUAUAGGACAACUUACCGCACGCCAACGCAAGCAACCCCAUACUCGCUUGCUUAUGGAGUUGAAGCAGUCCUACCACUUGAGCGCCAAAUACCUUCUUUACGACUUGCUAUUCAAGAAGGGCUCACCGAAGAGGAAAAUGCUCGGUUGCAUCUUGCAGAGUUAGAAGCACUUGAUGAGAAAAGGUUAGAGGCUCAACAAAAUCUUGAAUGUUAUCAAGCUCGUCUAUCUCGUGCCUUCAACAAAAAGGUUCGCUUGAGUUCCUUCCAAUUAGGAGAUCAAGUCCUUGCAGUAAGAAGACCCAUUAUCGUUUCCCAUAAGUCUGGGGGCAAAUUCACCUCAAAAUGGGAUGGACCAUAUGUCGUACAAGAAGCAUAUUCAAGUGGCGCUUACAAGCUUGUUGAUGCGGAUGGCCUGAGGAUCGGUCCUAUCAACGCAAAGUUCCUGAAGAAGUACUAUCCUUAA
Molecule: messenger RNA, 1923 nt
Organism: Lycium barbarum (goji berry)
Lineage: Eukaryota; Viridiplantae; Streptophyta; Magnoliopsida; Solanales; Solanaceae
Exons: 4
Coding region: 1-1923 (640 amino acids)
Molecular function (GO): nucleic acid binding
Source: RefSeq, a predicted model, not a curated record